Molecule: messenger RNA, 558 nt
Organism: Rattus norvegicus (Norway rat)
Lineage: Eukaryota; Metazoa; Chordata; Mammalia; Rodentia; Muridae
Gene: Guca2a
Product: guanylate cyclase activator 2A
Exons: 3
Coding region: 13-360 (115 amino acids)
Cellular component (GO): extracellular region
Molecular function (GO): guanylate cyclase activator activity
Source: RefSeq, marked provisional
CAUACUGCUGCCAUGAAUGCCUGGUUGCUGUCUGUGCUGUGCCUCCUGGGUGCCUUGGCUGUCCUGGUAGAAGGGGUCACUGUGCAGGAUGGAGACCUUUCCUUUCCUCUGGAGUCAGUGAAACAACUUAAGCACCUCCGGGAAGUACAGGAGCCCACACUGAUGAGUCACAAGAAGUUUGCUCUCAGGCUUCCGAAGCCUGUGGCACCAGAGCUAUGUAGCCAAUCUGCAUUUCCAGAAGCACUGAGGCCCCUCUGCGAGAAACCCAACGCCGAGGAGAUCCUGCAGAGGCUAGAGGCCAUUGCUCAGGACCCAAACACAUGUGAAAUCUGUGCCUAUGCUGCCUGCACGGGAUGCUAGAGUGACAUCACUUGCCUUCCUCUCAGCCCACGUGGAAGCCCCUUCUACUUUCUAGAAGCAGCAAGGCUAACAAACUCAUACCCCCAGCUUCUCAGCCUACCCUGGACACUGUGGGGAGGAGGAUGAGGAGACAACUACCCCGGGGAAGCCUUGCCUAGGGGCUAUGCUAACCCUCUGUCAAUAAAUGGAGCUACUGUA